CGAACGCUAUCCACUCUCUCGAAGGCCAAAGCCCAUGGCGAGUCUCCUAAUCUUCAACUCAACUCCUCUCGCACUCUCUAACCCACCCACAACCACGCGUGCCACCUUCAAGCCUCCGCACGUGCGGAUCUCGCCGGCGAUUAGAAUCUCCGGUAACCGGAGACAACCGAGAGGAAUUGCCGUAGUGACCCGUGCGGGAACACCCAGCACCAGCAGCUACGUGUUUGCGAUUACGCUGCCACUUUCUCUCCUCGCUGUCACCGUGUUCACUUCUUUAAGAAUCGCUGAUAGGCUCGACAGAGACUAUCUUGAAGAGCUUGCAAUUAAUGAGGCAAUUAAGGAAGCAGAGGAAGGGGAGAGAGAAGAAGGUGAUGUGGAGAUUGAAGAAGAAGAAGAAUCAGCGGCAGCAGCACAGGAACCUGAGCUUCCACGGACUCGAAAUCGACCAAAAAGGGAAGUAGAAGCUUAGGAUUAAUUUCAUUUGCAGAGAUGAAUAUUAUUACCACGUACCAGUAUGCUUAAAUCUAACGAGCAUUCAAGGAGUUUAUAAGAAAUUGCUACUUGUUAUGUUAUUUGGAUUGGCACUAGAAUUAUAGAAGAUGCAAUGUAAGAGAGAAUAGGGCUGG
Molecule: messenger RNA, 626 nt
Organism: Tripterygium wilfordii
Lineage: Eukaryota; Viridiplantae; Streptophyta; Magnoliopsida; Celastrales; Celastraceae
Exons: 2
Coding region: 35-469 (144 amino acids)
Source: RefSeq, a predicted model, not a curated record